Coffea eugenioides is the source of this 1337-nucleotide messenger RNA. RefSeq names its product isoflavone reductase homolog PCBER-like. The transcript is spliced from 5 exons. The record is from RefSeq and is a predicted model, not a curated record. Gene Ontology annotation, molecular function: oxidoreductase activity. NCBI's taxonomy places the organism in Eukaryota, Viridiplantae, Streptophyta, Magnoliopsida, Gentianales, Rubiaceae. Bases 191 to 1135 code for a protein of 314 amino acids.
UCAGAAGCCGAUAAAGCAUCAAAAGGAAAUUGCAGCGACAGGGCUGCCUGCCAGUUUCAAUACUUUUUCCUCUAUAAAUUAACCGUGCACGAAGCUGCAGCCUAUAGGCACAUUUCUGCAUCUGUUCAGCUCAUCAAUUUACGGUUUCCAUCCAAUUUUGCAGCAGUAGUCUACCAUCCUAGAGUUGGAAAUGGAUGUGAAUAGCAAGAUUUUGAUCAUUGGGGGCACUGGAAACAUCGGGAAAUAUGUAGUGGAAGCAAGCGCAAAAGCUGGGCACCCAACGUUUGCACUGGUCCGAGAAAGCACAAUUUCAGAUCCUAAGAAGGCAGCCAUCAUCGAGAGUUUCAAGAGUUUGGGAGUCAUAUUUCUUCAUGGAGACCUACACAAUCAUCAGCAGUUGGUAAAUGCAAUCAAACAAGUUGACAUAGUGAUCUCUGCAGUCGGGGGAGAUUUGGUAGCUCAUCAAGUUAAGAUUAUUGAAGCAAUUAAAGAAGCUGGAAACAUCAAAAGAUUUUUACCUUCUGAAUUUGGGGGUGAUGUGGAUCGUGUGCAUGCCGUUGAGCCUGCUGCUAGCUUAUGCAGGACCAAGGUUGAGAUCCGCAGAGCUAUUGAGGCAGAAGGGAUACCUUACACUUAUUUAGUAUCUAAUGGAUUUGCUGGUUACUUGAAUUAUAUCCUCAACAACUUUGGAGACUCUGGUUCUACAAGUCCUCCCAGAGACAAAAUUGUCAUUCUUGGUGACGGAAAUCCAAAAGGGAUCCGAAAGAAGCUUGAAGAAGACAUUGCUGCAUACACCAUCAAAGCAGCAGAUGACCUAAGGACUCUGAACAAGAGUCUGUACAUUUCACCACCUGCCAACACUUUGUCCUACAACGAAAUAGUAUCAUUGUGGGAAAAGAAAAUUGGCAAGACCCUCGAAAAGACCUACGUUCCAGGGGACGAAGUUCUUAAGAAAAUUCAAGAGGCUUCAAUGCCAUUAAAAUUGCUCCUGUCUUUGGCAUACACAGUUUUCGUGAAGGGAGAACUAGCCAAAUUUGAGAUCAAGGCUUCUUUUGGCAUGGAGGCAACGGAGCUCUAUCCUGAUGUUAAAUACACCACACUUGAUGAGUACCUCAGCCAGUUUGCAUCAAAUUAGCUUAGAUGCUUUCAGAUUAGCUCUACCAGAUUUUUGCAGCAGUUUCUUGUGUACUACUAGAUUUUGUUCUUCUUCCAGAUGAGGAUUGUCAUGAAUGUGAUCGAAAUAAAAUCUGCCCUUAAUUUGUAUCCCGUCUUUUGUGUACUUGGGUUGAAUUCUUCCAACUUGAAAUCAUCAUCUGGUUGCCUCUGAGUAUCCUUUC